Messenger RNA from Hylaeus anthracinus, 2577 nucleotides. RefSeq lists its product as uncharacterized. The record is from RefSeq and is a predicted model, not a curated record. Lineage: Eukaryota; Metazoa; Arthropoda; Insecta; Hymenoptera; Colletidae. The transcript has 3 exons. The coding region runs from base 113 to 2284 and encodes 723 amino acids.
CUCGCGGUUCAAGCGAAGGCAUAUAAGGUGGGAUGCUGCGGCCUCUGCUUCAUCAGUCCCAAAUACACACGACGAGGCCGCAAAGCGUGCAGGUUUAAGGUCGACCGUUGUCAUGAGGUCUAACGCGAUCUACAUCGCCACGAUUCUGCUGGUAAUUGGCCUCAGCCAUGCAAGAACUUCAGGAAGGGAUCUGUCCAAAGCUAGCGCCCAGGCUGAGUCCGUGAACGAGCCUGUCAGUUUGGACAACCCAGAGGAUGCAGAGAUCCUGGACUCGAAGGAAGAUGGCGAGGGAGAAGAGGAUCGACUACCCAUUUUGCCUCCGAUCAUUCUACUAGACUUUGGUAAUGGAACAGAAGAUGAAAGCGUCACGUCCGAGGAGAAGUCCAAACGAACGGUCAACAGUGGUCUCGGAUACGGUCUCGAGCAGAACGUCCUGCAACCUCGAAAAUACAACUACUACUUCCCUGCUGGAAAAUCGGGAACCACGGUGAGCAUCGAGGAAUCUAUCAGCCCAUUCCUACCUAAAACCAUCAUAGAGAAGGUCCAACCUACCAACAGAGCAGAGUAUUUCCAUGGAACGCGACAUAAUUCGUUCGGUGGGAUCCAGGCUCAAAGUCAGACUCAAUCGAACCAGUACCUGAAUUAUCAGCAAUCAUCGAAAUCCCAGCCUGUGUUCGGAUCGCGGACGAAGCCUCAGAAGCCACAAACAAAUUUCGGGUACCAGAACUUCCCAACAACGCAGAAACCGGCGGUCAGCUCGUUUGGAGCUCAGUACUCUGGAUACAGGAACAUUCCGACUACCACGCAAUCGUCCUUGGCUUUCAGCUCCACGGAGACAGUCGGAUACGUAACCUCCAGCCCUGGCUCGUACAAAUAUGCCACGACAGGCCCCUUCUCGGCCAAUAUGCACUCUUACUCCGCCCAAAGGCAGAACACUCGAUCCCGUAUCAACCCCCAAGGCUUGGGCUCCGUUGCUCAAACCGUCGAGACCUCCACCGUCGCACCGUCGAGCUACGAUGUUCAGGACUCCGCGCAGCUGUCUGGCAAUGGUCCCAGAUAUACGGUGGAGGAUGGAAUCCGCUACGAGAACAAAAUCUUCUGGAAAUACCCAGACGGCCGGGUGUCCGACGUCCCGCCUGCUACUUACGUGGAAUAUCCGCAAUUCACGGCGCAACGAACUAAAUCCCAGGGCGCUCCUUCGAUUUACGAAGCAACCACCACGGAAAACACCGUCCUCUCCCAGGGUCCGGUGCAAUUUCCCACGGUAGUCGAGCAGAACGAACAACAGGCGAACCCAUUCGUUUCCGCGGAGUCGCUGUCGUCGAGCUUGCCCCAGCAACAAGUGUACCGGCUCGGUUAUCAGAAUUUAGUGAGCCAGAAGCAGCAGCCUAACUUGGCGCACCAACGAAAGCCCACUGUUACCGGAUAUUCCUUCUCGUCGUCUUACUCAGGAAGAACGAAGCCCAGCUCCAGCGGACAGAAGCUGAAUUACGAGUCUCUUUACAGCCGGAUACCCUCCAGGUACCAGACCAACAGCCCAAAUGCCGAGUACACCGACUCCUACGUGACGGAGCCUACAAUCAACACCACCACCCCCGUCACUAGUGUCUACGGUUCAUCAGGUGAGAGCUCCCGGAUCGCUACCAAGUACACCCCGAAGGUUCAGAAUUACUUGGACACGAUACUAUCAGAGAACGAGCAGGCAACGAAGCAGAGCCUAAGCAACAGCGAUCUGAAUAGCUACAACAACCUUCAGUACUCCGACUUGCUGAACUACAAUCCGUCCAUCUCGGAGUACAUCAGGAACCCAUCGUCCAUCUUGAAUGUUCGUCCGACUUUCGUGCAAGCCGGGAACUCUUUGAUACCCGUCAUCAUCCUUAGAGUGGACGGAGCGUCCCCUAUCCAACCUAAGCCCUCUCAGAACAUUAAUUUGAAGGCUCUGCUUCAGCAGUACUUGAUACAGUAUGCCAAUAGUAUUCAGGAAUUGGCGCGACCCUCCACCUAUAAUCUUGGAACGGAGUCCAUCGACAAGGACAGGAGUUCCGGUAUUGGGAAGAGUCCUGUGUUGGAUUUGAUUCGACUGACGCAAGAUGACGCCCGUAGUGGACCUAGCUACGAUUCGAAUUCUUACAAUGGAAGAUCGAGCUACGAGACGAGCAAUUUGGAUGUGUCAGCGGACUUGGCUGGCAGCCAUUACGGUGAACGCUCGACGGCUAGGCAGAAAGUGAAGAACGUUCAGAUUGUGGAUGAUCCAAGGUUCACGACUUACAAGGUCAAGAGCUAAAGUGUUUCUGAGAUCUCAGAUCGGCGGAAAAGACAUUGUUCUUCGAAUGCUAUGAAUUGUCUAGUUCGACAGUAUUUAAUACGGGAUUGUGCAAUAAAUUUUUAUCGCGAAAUACUGUACCUGGGCGUUGAUUCUUUGAGACGUCAGAUCUAUUACCUCUUAGAUCAAAGUUUCAAAGAAUCGGUCGCGGUCGAAGCACACGGAUGCUUCUAACCAAAUUCUUCGCUUCAAGAAGGUACCUUAUGAGCUUAGUUUUUUUAAGGACUCAAGACACUCGUUUUGUAUACAUUCAU